ACGAACUCUGGCCUUUGAGGAAGAAACCAUUCACAAUCGAGGUUGCCAAAGCGAGAGCCAACCUGAUCGCGAUCGCGAUGGACGAGGAGAUGAAGAGCGAAACGCAGGUGGCGCCGGCCGCGGGCACGAGCGAGGAGAAGCGCUUCGAGAUCAAGAAGUGGAACGCUGUGGCACUCUGGUCCUGGGACAUCGUUGUGGACAACUGCGCUAUUUGCCGCAAUCACAUUAUGGACCUAUGCAUCGAAUGCCAGGCCAACCAAGCGUCGGCCACCAGCGAGGAGUGUACGGUGGCCUGGGGUGUCUGCAGUACGUCCGCGCUGCUGCUGUAUCUGGGUUGAUACGAACCAUUUACUAGAUAUUUUUAUUGUUCGUUGUAGACCACGCCUUCCACUUUCACUGCAUUUCUCGGUGGCUCAAGACUCGCCAGGUGUGUCCGCUGGACAACCGCGAGUGGGAGUUUCAGAAGUACGGUAGAUAACUGGAGCCAACGCUGGAGUGAGCUCAAGAGAUGCGGAUCGCUUGUGUAUCUGCUGGCGACGGCAACUGCGUCGAAGUACUGUAGAAGCACAUUGUGGUGUGGAGUUGGCCACACAGCUCGAGAGAGAAGAAAGAGCUUCCAAGGCGUGGUUUUAGCUAUUUGAGUACGUUCUUUCUCUCAUUAACUUCUUUACUAACGUUUUAUCAGCGAAUUCUGAGUUGACAUUCACACCACGCGAAUCGGUUUAUGGGCUAUUGAAUGCCUAACGAUCGAAGCUUCUUGUCUUCGAGAAUACAUAAGUUCAAAAGUACGUUUACGUCCAGAGGGAGAGCACUCCCAUGGCUCCGUAGCCAGCGAGCAGAGCAGAGCACUUCUCAAUCUGGUAUCGAGGGUCUUGCAGCUCUUGGGGGAUGAUUUCCAUGAUGGCAACGAACAGGAAGGUGCCACCAGCGAAUGCAGCACAGACACCACCGGCAGGCGUCGCAUGGUUAGUAUCAACCAGUAAUCGGCCGAACAAAAUGCCUGUAGGUGUCAUAAGCGAGAAGAUUGCAACGGUGGAUAGAAGCUGCUUCCGCGAGACAUUGUGGUGUAGAAACUCGAGCGCAAGUGCGAACGCCGCCAGCGACUUGUGAGCCAGUAUGGCGACGAGGAUAUCCCAAGCCGCACUGCUCGAGGCUCCCAUGCCCAUACCUUCCAUCACUGAGUGGAAAGACAGAGCGAUGAACACGACAAGCGCCAGGAUAGGGUUGCCCUUGACAAUGCCGUGAAUGUGCGAGUGUGGCUCCUCCUUGUCGUCUUCUGCGUGGAGAGUUAGCUCAGUACUCGCUCCUUGGGUACCGUAAUCUCCAGUCUCUAGUUGGCCGUGCGAGUGACCGUGAGCGUGACCGUGUGAGUGACCAUUAGUCUUGGCUAGAUUGUUCACCUCGGUGGCUCGCGUACCAUCGAGUGUGAGCAGCGCAUCGUGUUCUUGCUGUCUGUGCCCAUUUUGCACCUUACUGUAGUGCCGUUGCAGUGUGUGUGCGAGCACCUCAAUGAGCAGCACCAUGAGGAAGCCGCAGCCGUAGAAGAAGUUGGCCCACUUGAAGCAACGCUUGUUAUCACCGUCGUAGCGAGUACGCACGGCCAGGAAGACCUCGGCAGUGUGCUCGCAGCCCCACUCCGUGAGAGCUGCGUUGUUCUGCGCGUCCGGUAGUAGAUGCAUGCACGAGCUAGCGAGAAAAAUGCCGGCCGCCACCAUGUUCAGUAUGCUACUGGCGCGCUUGCUCACGCGCUGGCUGCUCAGCAAUGGCGCAAUGCCGCCGAUAAGUCCCAGCGCCCAAAUAAAGAGUGCUGCAGCCAGUUUGAAUUUAUCCACAGAGUCCAUCGCUUGAGCAGGUUGUGCAGAGGAUGUCAGCGUCUUUUACGGAAAAUCGCAGAGUGAAGAGCUGUGUACAGCGCUGGGCUUCCUCGCUCGUGAGUCCGCAUUAUUCAGCUUAUCCGACGGCGGACCAAUGCGUGGAUGUGCGAAAAACUUAGUGUUGUACACAUAGUUCCAGUACUUGUAUAGUGUCUUGCAGGCAAAAACGUUUGACUAUUGAAAUUCUUAUGGAC
Molecule: messenger RNA, 2068 nt
Organism: Phytophthora nicotianae INRA-310
Lineage: Eukaryota; Oomycota; Peronosporomycetes; Peronosporales; Peronosporaceae
Product: RING-box protein 1A, variant
Exons: 2
Coding region: 78-338 (86 amino acids)
Biological process (GO): protein ubiquitination; ubiquitin-dependent protein catabolic process
Cellular component (GO): nucleus; cullin-RING ubiquitin ligase complex
Molecular function (GO): ubiquitin protein ligase activity; zinc ion binding; cullin family protein binding
Source: RefSeq, a predicted model, not a curated record